ACAAGUUCAAAGAACACUUGACGAAGUUGCGAUAAGAUAUCCGUCGCUGAGACCCGUGAUGACUCUUAUGCGCUUAAGUUAGCAUGUUGCCUGAAAGUGGAUGAUGCGGCACUAUUCUGGCCGAAAGCGUCCCAACAUUUCCCCGGACGAAUAUGGCGGCGGUCCCGCAGAAGGUCUUGAACUGGCUCUACAGUGUUUUGACAAGCGAAUAUCAUGAUGUGAAUCGAACCUACGCAGACGUUGCUCGCACGCUCUCUUCUUAUUCUUCACUGUCACCGAGAACGGAUGUUUAUACAUACGAGAAUGGCGCAUCUGCUCUUCUCCUCCUCGUUAGUGGCACAUUGCCGGUCACGUUUCGUGGUGCCGUCUAUCGAUUUCCCAUAUCACUUUGGAUUCCGCACGCCUAUCCAAGGCAGUCACCUAUUGCCUACGUCACAGCGGCUCCAGGUAUGAUCAUACGACCUGGCCAAUACAUAAGUGCAGAAGGGCGGAUAUAUCAUCCAUAUCUUGCUCAAUGGGAGGGAAUGUGGGACAGAUCGACGCUUCUGGACUUCCUUGCGAUUCUGAGAGAUGCGUUUGCGAAAGAGCCCCCUCUUGUCUCGAGCCAACAGCAUGCGCGCCCAUUCUCGCAAUCGCAGAACACACCGCCUCCUCUGCCGCCUCUGCCACCAGAAUUUGGUUCCCCAUCAUCUUCACGACCUCCUUCUACAGCAUCUACUCAAAGUCCCUCAUCAGUACCUCCACCACCACCGCCAAAGUCACUUGAAAUUCAAGGGGAAGCGACUGGCUCUCCCUCCCGCCAACCCGCAAAUACGCAAUCACAAAACCCGCCCACACACCCGCCCACACUUCCUAGGAAGCCGAACGAAUAUUAUGGUCCUCCUCGCCAAUUGAUAAAUGGUACAGUCACUACGACGCAGUCUCAAGGCCGUUACACUCCGCAACGAUCGAGCAGCCUGAGAAAUGAGAAUGAUCAGGUCUCUCUAUCCUACCAGGGAAGGGAGCCGGUUCCGGCCACUGGAACUCGUCACGGAACUACGAGGAUCCCUAUCGGCCCAAUAACUCCAACCGAUGCUGCACCCCAGUAUCGACCGAUGCCGCCAUUACCGCCUGUUCACAGUAAUCUGCAAAGUCAACCAUAUCGUUCUGAGGGUGCCCUGCAGCCCGGAUUCACUCCGCCCAUGUCUCCCCGAGAUCAGCAGCAAUCUGUGCGCGGUCGACAGCCAUUUACUGGACCAGACAUAGCACCACAGUCUCGAGAAAUACGACCAGUGCAAGAUCUAAUAUCAUCGCCACUGGAAAUAUCGUUAUCUCACCAGACUAAGGAUAGCCCUGCGCUUUCUGCGCCGCCUAUUCCCCCUAAUCCGGAAAAGGAUGCUCUCCUCGCGGCUCUCUCAACGAAGCUUCGGGAGCAGCUUUUCCAGAGUACCGAGCAGGGACAAUUUAUUUUGCCGUCUUUGCACGCUCAACAGAUGGCCCUUCAACAAGCUGCACAGGCAUUGCAGAUGGAGCUCGGUGCUCUUCAGUCCCUCGAUAGCACACUUGCACAAAAUGAGAAGAUUCUUCAUGACUCCAUACGCGAGGCUGAUCAUGUCAUCUCAAGCGCUGGUACUCGGGCUGUCCCUGGCGUUGACGAUGUACUGGUUGCUCCUACUGUUGUCGGUGGCCAGCUCUACGAAUUAUGUGCCGAAGAAGGGGCUCUAGCGGAUACGCUUUUUGUUCUUGGGAGGGCAUUGGAUAAAGGACGAAUCGGCUGCGACACAUUUAUCAAGCAAACACGGAGUUUAGCACGUGAGCAAUUCAUGAAAAAGGCUCUGAUUAAGAAGAUUGGCAAGGGAAUGGGUUUGGAUGAUCCGCGACGAUAGAUGAAGCAUAGAUUAUAUACAUGAUAUCUUGAAUAAUUUGUAAAUUAGUACGAUCCUUCAAUAAUUUCAUCCAAAUAACGGG
Messenger RNA from Xylona heveae TC161, 1947 nucleotides. Its product is annotated as UEV-domain-containing protein. Gene Ontology annotation, cellular component: ESCRT I complex. Gene Ontology annotation, biological process: endosome to lysosome transport; protein modification process; protein transport. The transcript has 5 exons. The coding region runs from base 153 to 1865 and encodes 570 amino acids. Gene Ontology annotation, molecular function: ubiquitin binding. Lineage: Eukaryota; Fungi; Ascomycota; Xylonomycetes; Xylonales; Xylonaceae. The record is from RefSeq and is a predicted model, not a curated record.